Messenger RNA from Stomoxys calcitrans (stable fly), 3584 nucleotides. RefSeq names its product putative exonuclease GOR. Gene Ontology annotation, cellular component: nucleus. The record is from RefSeq and is a predicted model, not a curated record. The coding region runs from base 226 to 3207 and encodes 993 amino acids. The transcript has 10 exons. Lineage: Eukaryota; Metazoa; Arthropoda; Insecta; Diptera; Muscidae. Gene Ontology annotation, molecular function: exonuclease activity; nucleic acid binding.
UUAGUUAAUCUUGAGUUUCAAAUGCAAUCAAAUACAUAUGUAUUUCAAAUGAAAUAUAUAAGUCAGGCUACGAGUGGCUUACUACUUUUUUAAGCAACCAAUUAUUUGCAUAUGUUUUUUUGGUCGUGUUUCUUGUGGUCCAAUUCUUUGUUUCUUUGCCAAAACUAUUGGUCCAUUUAUUCAUAAAUUUGACGAGAAUCGUCCCAUUGUCCUUAAAGGAGGGUCAUGUUGCCCUCCACGGGUUUAUUUAAAGAUUUUGCUUGUCCGUAUUACGAUGCGGGUGGGGGAACUGCCGGUGUGUCGUCGUCGGGAACAGCUACAUGCCACCGUCCUUACUGUCAUUUCAAGCAUGUGAGAAAAGAGGAUACGGAAAAGCCAACUGCUACUAAUGCAUCAAAUGCUCAAUCGGCAGCUCCAGAGUACAAAGCAACACCCAAACUAUUGACCUUGUCAGAGCUUCCAUUACCCAAGGUCGUUGUUGCGAAGAAAAAAACCAAUUUAGAAUAUCAACCUGAAAAACCUGCGAUUAAUGCUUCACCAUCGAAAAAACGUGCUUCGCGAGAUGUGCCCAUUUAUGUGGCGGCACCCACUGUCAAGACUACUGUACCGGCAACUGUUAAUGAGGACAGUCAGGAGAGCGUUCCUUUGGAUUUGGAUGAUUGCACGGAUGAAUUAGAUGAAUUGACUGGUAUAAUUGAGGAUGAAGUGUUAGAAGUCCAAGAACAUACAAAGGAAAGCAGGGAAGAACAGACCGAAGAAAAUAAAUCUUUGGAUUCUCAUGAAAAUUCUGACAGCACUAGGGAUAAUACGGUACGGAAAGACUCCGAUGCAGUAAAAUCAGAGAAAUCCAAGUCUAGAGAUUCAUCUUCAUCAUCUUCACAAUCUCACAGUCGUCAUAAGACACAUAAAAGCGGUUCCUCAGCGUCCUCAAAGAACAAGGAUGGUGAUAAACGUAAAGAACACGAUCGUUGUAAGGAAAAAGAGAAGGAGGAGAGAAGAGAACACACAUCUUCUUCGUCAUCACGUGACAAAAAAGAAUCGUCGUCAUCAUCUUCAAGCCACAAAUCAUCAUCACGCGACAAAAAUAGCAAAGAAUCACAACAUAAGUCGUCAUCAUCGUCUGACAAAAAACACCAUUCCUCUUCCAGUUCUAGUUCGUCUAAACAUAAAUCGUCGUCGUCAUCUUCCAAACCCACAUCAACUUCGUCAGAUAAGCGUUCAUCUUCAUCGACAUCUAAGAGCAAAAAAACAUCUGAUCUUCACAAGGUAGAUAUUGAUACAGCAAAUUUAUUCGCUACCACAGAGGAGGACAUAAUGAAGGAAUGCGAGAUGAUUUAUGAUCAACUAGAACAAGAGUUUGCCUCACUUCAUCAGGAAAAUGGUACAACGGCAGCUGAUAAAUCUAAGGAGCACCAGAGAGAUGCAGACAAAAAGAGAAAAGCUCUUGAGGAAGAAGAACAGUCAGAAGCGCCACAAAAGAAACGCGUUGCCUAUGAAAACGCUGAAAAACAUAAGAGUCAAGCACCAGUCGUUGCAGCAAAACCAGAUCAUCGCAGAAAUGCCAUGCAGGCAAUAUUUGAUCGCCAAGAAGCUACUCGCCGCAAACAGGAGGAAGAGGCAGCUGCAGCAGCCGCCGCUUUGAGAGAGGCUGAGGAACGAGUUCGUGAAGCAAAUGAAGCUUUGCGCAGGGCACAGGAAAAAUCUCUAACCCCCCUUAUACCAAAAAGUUAUUUGACACCACCCACCAAGCCCAUAGGUCGAACUAUAGCGCCUGUGGCAAACAUGUUAGCUUUGGAAAGAGCCAAAAAGAAGGUCGAAGAAUUAAGGGCAGAGAAACGGCCAGGAUUUACGCCUUCACAAACAAGUAAAGGUGGCCAACGAAUGGCACAUAAAAUAACCGCUAAAGCUGCAAGCACAGAGCCCGAAAAAGCACCAAAACCACCCGUCUUGGAAGCCAAUGCUACAAAAAUAUCCUAUAACAUACGCAUGCAGUAUUAUGAUAUGAUGGUCAAACAUUGUGUAGCCAUUUAUCCUAAUAUAGCAGAUGCCUGGGAAAGGGCACAAACAGAGGAAUUGGCAGUUUUCAAGAAAUGUAAUACUCCAAUGAUUUAUAAAAGUAGCGCUAUGUUAGCGAUCAAUAAAUUAAGAAAGGAGGCUGCAGAUUCUGGCAACAAACCUUCACAAUCUAAUAAAAUUAUAUCCCACGAGGUGGUAUUGGCUGGGAAAUUAGCAACAAACACAUCAUGGAGUGUGAAAAAGAAAAUGAAAACUGAUACAUCUCUAGGGGGAAGUGGUGAGCCCUUCGAUAAACUGCCAAGCGAUAAAGCCUAUGACAUGAUCUAUGAAUUGCGUUUGACCGAUGAACAGUUGGUGAACAAUGGAUUUCCUCGUGCAGGCACUAAACCUGGAACUGCUACAAUACAAUGCAUGAAACCAAUGCGUCGACCAAAUGACACCGAACGUUAUUGCAGUCGCUGUGGCAAGGUAUUCAAUCUAUCAAUAUACGAGCAAGAGUGCGUGGACGAGUGUGUUUACCACCCCAAGGGCACUGGCUACAGACGAGGUUUCAGCGAUAAUUUCCAUCGUUGCUGUCAACAGCCCAGUGGGACUCCCGGCUGCAGUUAUGCCAAUUACCAUGUUACCGACUUUGUCGAUGCUGACAAUCUCACCGGCUUCAUUAGCACCAUGGACAAGGAUGAUCCGGACUAUGUACCAACAAAGAAAGAUAUUUAUGCCUUAGAUUGUGAAAUGUGUUAUACCACCCAUGGUAUUGAAUUGACACGAGUCACUGUGGUCGAUAUAAAUUGUCGAACUGUUUAUGAUGCUCUGGUUAAACCUGAUAAUAAAAUCGUUGACUACAAUACGGUGUACUCGGGUAUAAACGAGCAAAUGUUGGCUAACGAAACCAGAACACUGCGUGAUGUUCAAGCAAUUCUUAUGUCCAUGUUCAAUUCUCAAACUAUUUUAAUAGGCCAUAGUUUGGAAAGUGAUUUAAAGGCACUAAAGCUAAUACACAAUGUUGUUGUUGACACUUCGGUGUUGUUUCCCCACAAAAUGGGACCACCUAAAAAGAGGGCACUUAAAACGUUAUGCAUAGAGAAUUUGAAGCGCAUUAUACAAGAAAGUGAAUCUGGUCACGACAGUGCUGAGGACGCUGAAGUUUGCAUACAAUUGGUGAAGUUUUAUCUAAGAAAUAAAAUAAGUUGAGUUCUUCUUUAUCUUCUAUUCUCUGCUGCACGCCUUUCCAAUGUAUAUACAAUCUUUGUUAAGUACAUAGUUUAUAUAUGUAUUUAUAUGUAUGGCAAUUGUUAGCCGGCGAACAAAAUCAGAUCAAAAUAUUAAUGUAAGCAAUAAGCAACAAUUGCAAGCACACAUCACUUAAGUAACACAUUUCAAAAUUCAUAGGUUGGUUGUGUCUCAAAAUUUUCUAUUGGCUCUUUGGUUUAUUUAUUAUUCACCCACUUAUUGUAAACAUUCUUUUUACCAUAGUUCUUUUUUUUGUGACUAAGAAUAGCUUUUUGCAGAUGUACUCUUGCGCUAAACAUUUAAUAAAUGUUGAUAAGUGAUAGACCUUUGACACAUCA